AUGCCAACCUAUAACGGACAGAUAAUCAAUAAUCUAGACGCCGUAAUUUUACUCAAAGCUGUACAAGCCGAUAAGCUCAAAGUAUAUAGACGUCGACUGACGUCGUCGGAGAGGAAUUCGAUCAAAACUGGUGAUGUGUUCAUAUGGGAAGAGUGUCAAGGUAUGCAAAGAUGGACGGAUGGCAAACGUUGGGGACCUUCUCGUGUACAAGGUGGCUUCUUAUGGUACAAAGAAAUUGAAGUAGAAGAAAAAGCCUCCAGUUUAGUGAAGCAAACGUAUUCACUCCCUCAAACACUCUCUAACAGUCUUCCUGACCCAAAACUUCAUUUGGUAUGUUAUACAAACUCAUUCAAUAAAGCUAUUAGGCCUUCACAAGACUCUGAACUCUCCAUGUUUAAAGAUAAAAUAGACUACACAACACCUUCAGUUUUGACGUCACCUUCAGUUCCAGAUAAAAGGCCCGAACCGAUCAAUAUUGUCAACCCAAGCAACCGGUCGUUCAGUCCGCCACCUACGCCACCACACAGCUUUUCAAAUGCAGCAUUCACAGACCCUUUCCAUGGAACUGUGAUCACACCACCUGUGUCUGCGACACGGGCUGAUUUUAAUCAGGUCUCACUUUCGGCGAGACAAACCAAUAGAAGGGCCUCGCACCCCAAUACAAAUAACGCUAGUGCCAUACAGGCAGGUGCAUACGCUGCCACAUUAGCAAGUAGGUCAUCCAUUAGGAGAGGAAGUUCACCUUAUCCAAGUCCAAGAAGGAACACGUCAAUAUUUGAAAGUAGACCUAGCUUCUCUCAAAGGAAGAGGUCUAAUUUUGGUGUACCACCAACUAUUAACACAGCUCAAGGUGCAAAUGUCCCACCACCAAUGACAUCAGCACCUGCAACAUACACCAGUCAAACUAUUCCAACUACAGCUGUACAACAAAGACCUUCAUCUAGUCACAGUCAGACUACUGCUGAUUAUGUACAUUCUAACAAAUAUAUGCCUCAACGAACAGCUUAUCAACCAUUACAACAGCAACCAGCAUACGCACAACGCGCGUCUCUUCCACCAAUCACUGCAUCUAGAAAUAAUUCUACUAGUAGCAUUACACAUGCGACAUCAAUAAUGAGUUUAUGUGAUGAGGAUAAGAGACAGCUUGAUAGUUUCAAAUUUACAGGUUGGUUAUAGAUAGAAAC
This is a messenger RNA of Wallemia mellicola CBS 633.66, 1184 nucleotides long. RefSeq lists its product as hypothetical. Bases 1 to 1176 code for a protein of 391 amino acids. The transcript has 2 exons. NCBI's taxonomy places the organism in Eukaryota, Fungi, Basidiomycota, Wallemiomycetes, Wallemiales, Wallemiaceae. Gene Ontology annotation, molecular function: DNA binding. The record is from RefSeq and is a predicted model, not a curated record.